UCAGAGAAAUUGUCAAAAUUCAAUAUUUUGUAAUGGAAAUGGAUCUUCUUAAUCUAACGUUAUAUUGAACUAUUUUUAGGACUUUGUCAAAGACUCUUGAACAACUUUAGUACUACUGCUGUAGUAGAUUGCUUUAGGUUAUUCAUAAUAUAGUUGCAAGAUGAAUUGCGCUCAGCAACUGAAUUUUUCGUCCUAUAUUAAGAAAUGGCGCAAGUAGUAGCAGUCUUUUGAAUUGAAACACAAACCAAGUCAGUUAUAAGAAAGACAGGAGAUUGUCAAAUGAAAGUAUUGAAAAAUACUAUGUGGGGAAGCAAGCAAGAGGGUGAUCUUGGAGAAUAUAUAUACAUAUCACUUCAAGUUUGUUAUCAAAUUGCUUAGGAUUAAAAAAGAUUUAUGAAAAUGGAAAGUUUUCCCCAAGAAAGCUAGUAAAUAGGCAUAAAGUCUGAAGUCCUAGACUCGAUGAUACCUCUGGGAACAUUUGAGUUACUCCACUCAUCCACAAGCAUCGAUGAUAAUGUAAGAAGCUUCUCAUACCGUACUUUCACAAUUGCAACUUUUUUCUAUUCUGGUAAAGCUUGUAGCCUCAAAACAUCAUCGCCAGUAUCAGCAAUUAUCGGUAUGGGCAGUAAUAAUCCAACGGAGUCUUUUCGCAUUCCAAAAAGGAACUAUAGAGAUAACAACGACGACUUGAAGGCAAAAAUGGCGUUUGAAAACAGUCAAGUAGAGACAGAUGGAGCUCAAGGAGAAGGUGGCCUUGAGAGACUUGCUCGCAGCCUGGAGAAAUGUGAACAUAUCGCCACGGAAGGAGUAGAUACAGAGACUCAAAGCUUAGUGGAGAACAGAAGACAUGAAAAACAUUCUCACGGUGAAAAUAUGUUAAAGGAUGAUAGAGAACGUAAGCGACACAGGCGAAGUUCACAGUGGGACGUUCGUAAGCUCCCCUGGGAGCAAAGUGAGAGAGACCCCAAUGUAAAUCGAUCUGCUUACUCGGUCGGUGGUCUUGAUUUUAGCGCUUUGUCUCAAUAUAUGAUUCCGGUGGCUCCAACAACGCAGCCAAAUACCCAGCAGGCAACAAAACAUGCUCGACGACUAUAUGUUGGCAACUUGCCCUCCGACGUUACAGAGUCCGAAGUGGCGGAUUUUUUUAACUCUGCUUUGUACUUAGCAAAGGGAGUGGACGUGCCUGGAGAUCCUGUUCAAUCUGUCUAUUUGAACCUGGACAAAAGGUUUGCAUUUAUUGAACUCAACUCCGCUGCUGAAGCUGCGGCUGCAAUUCAGAUGGACGGAGUUUUGUUUCGAGGAAUGAGUCUGCGUAUGAGGCGACCAAACGACUACAAUCCAAAUAUACAUGCACCUGUAUACCCCCCGGUGUGUCAACUCUUAACUUGUUUUCUUGGAUAUAUUGAAAAAUUUCAGAUUGGUUUUGAUCCCUCUGCAUUAGGAGUUGUAUCUACUCAAGUGCCAGACGGUCCGGACAAGGUUUUCAUUGGUGGACUACCUUAUCAUCUGACAGAAGAUCAAAUCAAAGAAAUUUUAUCGAGUUAUGGUCCUUUGAAUGCCUUUAAUCUUGUCAAAGAUCCUAACACAGGCCUUAGCAAGGGUUAUGCAUUUUUCCAAUACAAAGAUCCAAGUAUUGUCGAGGCAGCAAUCAAAGGUCUCAAUGGAAUGACAAUGGGUGAUAAAACUCUCACUGUUCGAAGAGCUUCGCAGGUUUCUAGCGGCAGUGUUGAACUUGGACAGUCGUUUUCACCCACAGUUCGCUACCCUACAAGAAUACUAGAACUUCGAAAUAUGGUGGAGCCGGAGGAGCUCGUGGACGACGAAGAAUACGAAGACAUCAUUGAAGAUGUCCGGGAGGAAAGCUCAAAGUAUGGUGAAGUGACAGAAGUAAAGAUACCGAGACCCUCAAAAACUGAUGAAGCCAAUCCACCUGGUCUUGGGAAAGUCUUCGUAUCCUUCAAAACGGUUUCUGAUGCUGAAAAGGCCUUUGCAGCUUUGACAGGACGAAGGUUUGGUGGUAAAUCAGUAAUCGCGAACUAUUAUGACGAGGAACGUUACUAUUCUGGUAUUUUAUAGUUUAGUCCGAAUAUGGACAAAAGGAGCUGUCUUAAGUUUAGUAAAAUACGGGAGACUUUAAAUACUGUCAAAGAAACUGGUUGAAUGAGUAAAUCUUUUCUUUAGAGA
This is a messenger RNA of Galdieria sulphuraria, 2184 nucleotides long. RefSeq names its product U2 snRNP auxiliary factor large subunit, putative isoform 2. Lineage: Eukaryota; Rhodophyta; Bangiophyceae; Galdieriales; Galdieriaceae. Gene Ontology annotation, biological process: mRNA processing. Gene Ontology annotation, molecular function: pre-mRNA 3'-splice site binding; poly-pyrimidine tract binding. The coding region runs from base 460 to 2076 and encodes 538 amino acids. The transcript has 7 exons. Gene Ontology annotation, cellular component: U2-type prespliceosome; U2AF complex; nucleus. The record is from RefSeq and is a predicted model, not a curated record.